AGCCAUGUUUUACAUAUUUCUCGAUUUUGUUUGUUUUCUCGUGAGCUUCGGCCGCUGGUUUUGGUAAUUUUGUUUGAUUGCGAUGUCUGGACGUGGUAAGCAGGGAGGCAAAGCUCGCGCCAAAGCGAAAUCCCGCUCUUCUCGCGCUGGUCUCCAGUUCCCGGUCGGCCGAGUGCACCGCCUGCUCCGCAAAGGCAACUACGCAGAGCGGGUUGGGGCAGGCGCGCCAGUAUACCUGGCGGCGGUGUUGGAGUACCUGACCGCCGAGAUCCUGGAGCUGGCCGGCAACGCGGCCCGCGACAACAAGAAGACCCGUAUCAUCCCGCGCCACUUGCAGCUGGCCAUUCGCAACGACGAGGAGCUCAACAAACUGCUAGGUCGGGUGACAAUUGCUCAGGGCGGCGUCCUUCCUAACAUCCAGGCCGUGCUUCUGCCUAAGAAGACCGAGAGUCACCACAAGGCCAAGGGCAAGUGAUUUGACAGGCAUCUGAGCUCCCGGAAACGCUAUCAAACCCAAAGGCUCUUUUCAGAGCCCCCCUACCGUUUCAAAGGAAGAGCUAACCUCACUGCUUGUACAUAGAAGGAAAAAAGAUAAUAAGAAAAUGUCUUCUGAGGCUGGUCUGGUGUCUCACAUCUGUAAUCCCAGCACUUGGGGAGACUGAGGUUGCAAAAGCUUCUCAUUUCAGAGAGAUGCCAGGAUCCUGAGUGCCUGCCAAACUUACCAAUUCUAAGGAUUAAGUGGAUGGAUGGCAUCAAUCUUCCUACAUUACUGAUUGAUUCUGCAUCCGCAAAUUUUUUUGUUAAAAACAUUCUACAUCGUGUGGGGAGAUAAGGCGGGUAAAAUGAAGAGAAAGAAUAUUGAGGGGAAGUUCUUCAGAAUACAAAAUGUGUUUAAUUUUUUAAAUAAGUAUAACAUUCACAGGGUUCAAACGAUGUGAAGUAAAGAGGUAUAUAUAAAGAAUCCACCCCUCAACUUACCCAGGUGAUCACUUCUUUUUCUUGUGUAUCUGCCCAGUAUUCAUUCCUGCUGAUAUCAGUCAAUAAUGAAUGAUACAUGUUAUCUUCACUUUUUUCAUUCUUGGUCAAGUAGCAGACUGUAUACACUUUUCUGCACUUGCCGUUUUUAUAACAAUCUAUCUUGGAGAACUUUCCCUAUGAGAACAUACAGAGCUUCCUGUACACAGUUGCAUGUACUACAUUAUGCAAAUGCAUUAUAUUUUAUGUAACCUGUCCACUGUUGGUAGCCACUUGAGUUGUUUUAGCCUUUUGCUAUCAAACAGUUCUGGGAUGAUUUACCCUGAUUUACUGCAAAAUUGAAAUUGCUCUGCUAUUCUGCUGGAAUGGUGGUAAGUGAACUGAAAAUUCCAGUCACUCUUGGGCUAGACUCAAGGUUCUUAAAAACUAUGUGGCCAUCACCAAAUUAGUUAUUUUGAACCUUAACUUCUUCACCUCUAAAAUGGAGGUAAUACUUACCUUAGGUGGCUAUGAGAAUGAAGAUCAUGUGUAUGAAUUGUUUGGUGCUCUAAAGAACAGCACAAAUAAAAUUAUUUUAUUUUCAAAUUUAAUUCUAAUUAUACUAUGUGUAAUUUCUUAAUUUUGAAAUAAUUUUAUUUGUAAUUGCAUAAUCUUAUUUAAUGUAUAAUGUAUACAUUGUAAUAGAAACAGAUUUCCCAAAUUCCAGCCUGGCGUGAGGUAAUAAAAGGUAACACAAAGGGA
This is a messenger RNA of Nomascus leucogenys (northern white-cheeked gibbon), 1716 nucleotides long. RefSeq names its product H2A clustered histone 6. Gene Ontology annotation, molecular function: protein heterodimerization activity; structural constituent of chromatin; DNA binding. Lineage: Eukaryota; Metazoa; Chordata; Mammalia; Primates; Hylobatidae. Gene Ontology annotation, cellular component: nucleosome. The record is from RefSeq and is a predicted model, not a curated record.